CUCCAGGACAGACGUUGAAAGCUACCCCGAAGGAGAGACACGCCGAGACUACCCAGCCAUCAGGAGCUCUUCGAUAUUAGCUCGGUUGUCGAUUCGACUGAAAAGGUGGAGGGCCCGAGGACGCGAGGAGCCAAGGAGUCCUCUGUGAAUGACUCGACGGAGGAAAACCGAUCGGACGUCGCCGCGACUCUGAGUGGUUUAUUCGCCGGACUUCCAACCUUAGCGGGUCCCCAACGACUCGCCAAUUCCCUCAGGCAGAGAUUUGCUAACAAUUCUGAGGGAUGGCGAGAGUCUAUGUUGGGGGCCCCGCGUCGUUUGCUGGUGACUCUCGGUAGUUUCUCCAGGGACAGCUCGUCUUGUCCAGCUACGAGAGUCGAACCUCUACCCAGUCUUCCAGUCCCAGACUUGGUAACAACCAUGCAGAAGUAUCUCGCACAAGUUGAAGUAAUAACACCGAAUCAUCUGGAGAAGACUCGAAGUUUGUUUAGAGGAUUCUUAUCUGGACCUGGACCGAAGUUGCAGCAUUAUCUUCUGGAACGUAGACAAAAGAUGACUAACUGGGCUACCGACUGGUGGUUAUACGACAUGUACCUAUCUAUUCCUUUGGCAUUACCGAUCAAUAGUAAUCCCGGCAUAGUAUUAGAAGGAAAACAAUUUGCUAACCAGCAGGACGCAGCAAUAUUUCUUGGAAGAUUUAUAACGGAAUUACUGAAUUAUCAAGAGCUGCUGGAUAGAUCCGAAUUAGAAAUCGAACGGGUUAAAUCGAAGGAUGGAAAAACGAUGCAAGCUUUAUGCAUGGCUCAACACUAUCAAAUGUUUCGAAUUUAUCGACGACCCGGUAUUAACGUGGACGAGCAAAUCAUUUUUGACAGAGCUACUUCCGGUGAUCAUAUUAUAAUUGUACAUCAUAACCAGUUUUAUAGUGUUCCUGUCAGAGCAUCGGAUCGAGGACGAAUCACUGAAAGCGAAUUGAUACAACAGAUUUUAAAAAUUAUGGAAACAAAGGCUAAUCCUGUAACACCUCCUGUAGGUAUUCUAACAACUGCCAAAAGACCGGUCUGGGCGAAAGCGAGAGAAGAACUGAUGAAAAAUGAACGUAAUCGGCAUAACAUAGAAUUGUUAGAAAGAUGUUUGUGUAUCGUUUGCCUCGACGAUGACGUCUUACCAGCAACAUUCAAUAAUCCGUAUAAAAAAAAUGAUCGAUGGAUAGGUGACCGUGAUUUAGCGAAUGUACUUCAUCAGAUUCUUCAUGGUGGUGGAUCUCGACAUUUGGCUGCCAAUCGUUGGUUCGAUCAAACUGUCCAAUUGAUCCUCGGCAAAGACGGUCUAUGGGGUGUUUGUUACGAACAUUCAGCUGGCGAGGCACCUGCGAUUUUAAAUGCCAUUGAGGAAAUAACACAAAAGAUUGAAUCAAUGCCACCGAUUGAAGAAAAUUUAGUACCAUCUCAUCUUCCAGCUCCAGAGAAACUCGAAUGGAAUCUUUCAGAAGCUAGUUUGAAUAAUAUCAGAGAAGCUUCAAGCAAUUUUGAUGCACUCGUCGAAGAUUUAGAUCUAUGCAUUUUCAAUUUCUCUGAUUAUUCGAAGGAAUUUAUAAAAUCUUGCAAAAUAAGUCCAGACGUUUACAUACAACUGGCAUUACAAUUAACAUACUUCAGAUUGCAUGGAAAAUUAGUGGCUACGUAUGAAAGUGCUGGUAUUCGUAGAUUUGCACUUGGAAGAGUAGACGUUAUAAGAGCAGCCAGUCCAGAGGCCUUAGCUUGGGCCAAGGCUAUGUGUCAAGGCGAUCCUGAAAGUCAAUCAACUAGCAACAUUCAAGACGAAGGCUCUAAAAGAGUUCAGUUCACCAUUUACAGUGCGGAUAAAAUCAAGGAAUUGUUCGACUUGGCAGUACAAAGACAAACUAAGGAAAUGAAUGACAAUAUAACAGGACGAGGAAUCGACAAUCAUUUGAUGGGGCUACGUUAUAUUGCCAAGGAGGCCGGAGAACCGAUCCCGGACAUAUUCACGGACGAGGCUUACAAGAUCGUUAAUCACUUCGCUCUCUCGACUUCGCAGGUUACCACAAAGACACACGGCUUCAUAGGAUAUGGUCCAGUAGUUCCAGAUGGUUAUGGAUGCUGUUACAACAUGCAAAAGAACAAAUUUAUGUUUCAAAUUUCGGCCUUUCACAGUGACGGUCAAACAAACUCGUUGCGUUUUGCUCAAACGCUUGAACAAGUAUUAAAAGAUAUGGCGACAAUGUUAAAAAAUUCUAAUAAGAGUUAAAUACAUGUUUAGAUUAUGAAGAAACGCAAAAGAAAAAUAAGAAGUUGCAAGAAAAAAUCAUAUCAUUCACCUAAAGAGGAAGCAAAACAGAGAGAGAGAGAGAGAGAGGAGAGGAAGAGAAAACAACGAAACGAUAUUAGAUAACUGAUGAGCUUGUGUAACGAUGAAAGUAUUUAUUAUCUAUUGCAACAAAAAAAAGAAAAAAAAAUUGAUGUAUAAGAAAGUUCUUAGAUGGGUCAAAAAUUUCUAGAUGAUUCUACAAAUCAAUUAUUCUUUUCCGAGAUCUUUCAGGCUAACUUUUUGUUUCAAUACUACAUGCCUAAUUAUGAGCCUAAAAAAGGUAAUGAAAAAGGCGAUUAUUAAUUGAUUUUUAUAAUUACCUUGGAAUUUUUGGCCAUCCGACCAUGAAUCCAUACAUACAUACUUCAUACAUACAUACACGUACACGUACACAGACACAGACACAGACACACACACACACACACAACGUAAAUCUUAUUAAACGUAGUUUAGCUAACAUAAUAUAAUAUAAUAUUAUAAAACUCAAUAUUCUCGCACAAUUGUUAGUUUUAUCUGGAUGGUUUAUUAUACUAUACGAUCUUUAAAGGGUAUAAUGAAAAGAAAAAAAAAGAAAGUAAAAUCUCAUCGAAUGCUGUCGUAGAUUUUAAGAUACGUAACAUAUAUAUACAUACACAUAUACGUAUAUAUCUCUCUGAUAUUAUGGUACUAUCAAUAUCUCGUUGUCUAUCUUUUCUUUAAAAAAAAAAAAAAAAAAAGAGAAGAGAGAAAAAGGACAAAAAAUAACUAACUAACUAACUAAACUAAACUAAACUAAACUAAACUAAAUCGAUUAAGCAGAAGAGAUGAAUGUGUGCACUGAAAAAUACAUAUCUUCUGUACGGCGAUUCGCGGCUAAGAAUAGAAAGAAAAGAAAAGAAAGCAGAGAAAAAAAAGAAAAUUAAAUAAAUAAAAAUAAAAAAAAUGUGUUAAAAAAAAAAAAAAAAUAAGGGAAGGUAACCGUUUGCGUGUAGUAGGCAAUAUAGAGUUCGAUCGGUCGUAAAACUUUUAGCCCAUCGCUUCCUAAGAAUGUGCCAUUCGCGCGGGUGCUGGUUUGUUAGUAAUUUUAUUUAUACAACAAAUUAUUACAUAUAUAUAUAUAUACAUAUGUGUGUGUGUAUGUUACAAGAAAUCUAAAAUGAUUUUUUUUAUUAGCAUUUGAAUCAUUGCUUAUCCUUAUCUUUUUGUUAUUGUUAUUAACUAUAUUGUUAUUAUUAUUAAUUAUUGUUAUAAAAAAACAUACGAACAAUAUUGACGAAUUACGUGGAGGAAUAUUUCGAAAAAAUUCCUUUUGAAAGUAAUAUAUAAUGAGCUUCAAAUGUUCGUAGACAAGGCAAAAAUUCUAAUUUUAAAAAUCAUUUACUCUUUCACGAGACUGUUUAAAUUAAUGUUUUAGCUUUUCGCAGAUUGUAAAACUGCAAGCCUAACUACGAGUUUAAAAAAUCCCGAAAAAGAGUAACUGAUUUUUAACAUCACUUAAGAACUUUUUUAUCGCCUAAAAACUUUUGAAUUACAUUCCGUAUAUAAAUAGUAUUAAUAUAUUUAAGUUGUGACCUAGUAUAAUAAUAAUAAUGAUAAUGAUAAUAAUAAUAAUAAUAAUUAAUGGUGUUGUUGU
Molecule: messenger RNA, 3937 nt
Organism: Vespula pensylvanica (western yellowjacket)
Lineage: Eukaryota; Metazoa; Arthropoda; Insecta; Hymenoptera; Vespidae
Gene: ChAT
Product: choline O-acetyltransferase
Exons: 13
Coding region: 295-2265 (656 amino acids)
Biological process (GO): acetylcholine biosynthetic process; neuromuscular synaptic transmission
Cellular component (GO): cytoplasm; neuron projection
Molecular function (GO): choline O-acetyltransferase activity
Source: RefSeq, a predicted model, not a curated record